Messenger RNA from Physeter macrocephalus (sperm whale), 1035 nucleotides. RefSeq names its product translation initiation factor IF-2-like. Lineage: Eukaryota; Metazoa; Chordata; Mammalia; Artiodactyla; Physeteridae. The coding region runs from base 1 to 1035 and encodes 344 amino acids. The transcript has 2 exons. The record is from RefSeq and is a predicted model, not a curated record.
AUGAGGCCGCUGCCACCUGCCCCUCAGGAACGUACAGGUUUUAAAGCAACGGAGGACAAGUGCCCCAUUCGCUACCUGACACGUGAAAGGUGGACAGUCAACAAAUGUAACUACUCUUACAACCCUGGGGUUAUUAGUCCUGUGGGUCAGCUGUUUGGAAACCACCUUCCCAAGGAAAAGCAGUGUGAAGUCCAGUUUCCUGUCUGUCCAAGGAAACCUGAGCUAAAGGGACAACGGGCGCCCGAGCGGGAGCCAGGAGCGCCACUUUCCAGCCCCGGGACCCGCGCGCCUGGCGGCGGGCGCUGCACUGCACUGCGCGGCGCGGCGCAGGGCUCGGACGGCGGGCCUGAACCCCUCCGGAUCCCGCCGCCCACGACGACACCUCAGCCUCCCGGUCCGAGUCCCCGCGCCCGCUCCCGGCUCACUUACCGCCGCCGCCGCCGCCUCCCGGGUCCCGCUCCAGCCGCAGCCAGCAGAGCCCGGCCCGAGUGCAGGGAGCGCGGCGCCACCAAGAGGCAGAGCGAGCCCGGGCCCCGCCCCGCCCGCCCUCGGGGAGGAGGGGCCGGGGCCGCCGGGGUUGGAGAGCCCGGCGCCCGCCCCCACCCCGCCCGAGCCGGCUCGUCCCGCCCGCUCCAGCAGCUCGGCGGGCCCUCCCUGCACUCCCGCGUGUCCUCGCUCCGCCCCGGCGCUCGGGACAAGUCUCCCCGCACCCCGACACCGCGCCUACUCGGCUCGGCCGGGACGCGCCCGCCCCUCUUCCCCAUCCCACCCCAUCAGGCCUCACACGCCUCUCCAGCUACGCUUUGUCCUCACCCUUCCCCAGAUCGGAAUGUCCUCCCACCUCCCCUCCGCCGUCCCCGGGACUCUUCACCUCCGAGCCCAGGCAGUUCCAAAUUCCCCGUCUCCUGGGAGCCUUGCCUGUUUCGCACCCCCGACUUCCCUCUGUCCCUUCCCCACGGCCCCUUGGCCCAGUUUUCUCCCUACCCUUACAGGCAGACUUUUUCUCCCUACCUGGUCGGAAACUUUAAGGUAUAA